ACACACACAUACAGGGAGUAUAAAAGGGGCAUCCUUCCCACUCAACAGAGAAGUGCUCUCCUCACUCUCACACACUCGUCCAACGUACUAACCCUCUUUUCUCAAGAUGACUGCGGGCUUAUGUGUGUGUGUCGUGCUGGCAGUCUUGUGUACGAGCUGUUUGGGGCUCCCUUUCUCCUCCCAUGUCCUAGAGGAGGGCCAGCGCUCCAUUGCUGCUCCUUCUGAAGUUCUCCUCCAAGCCGACUCCCAGACCUUGGGGGAGACCCACCUUCAACACACCCGCUCUGUCCCCCAGCUGAAACCGCUUCCUCUGGCGGAGGAAGAUGCAGACUCUCGAGCCAACCUCAGUGAGCUGCUGGCAAGACUCAUCUCCUCUAGGAAAGGUUCUGUGCGCAGAAACUCAGCGGCAAACAGAGGCAACGCACUGAGCAGCAACCACCGGAUAGCAGACAGGGACUACUUGGGGUGGAUGGAUUUCGGCCGCCGCAGUGCAGAGGAGUACGAGUACUCCUCGUAAAGAGAGAUCACCCUUACGUACGGGCACAUGAGAAAAAGAAGUAAAAAAAAAAAUAAAUAAACCCACGCAAGCUGGCUCCUCUCUGUCUCACAAUAAGAGUCUAUUUAAGAUGUAUUUGUUGUACAUUUGUUUGUAAAACUGUAAUAAUGCAAUAUACAUAUGCCAAAUUUUGCAGAAAAGCUCUCACUGUCCAAGGAUUAUUCGUUUCUGGUUUUCUCUGGUUUCUUUGUCGUUUGGGGUGGGGAGGAUUGGGGUGUUGUCAGGGUCUGUUGAGAGUUACUGGACUGAAUAAAGAUUGAAAAUAUCA
Molecule: messenger RNA, 824 nt
Organism: Labrus bergylta (ballan wrasse)
Lineage: Eukaryota; Metazoa; Chordata; Actinopteri; Labriformes; Labridae
Gene: cckb
Product: cholecystokinin b
Biological process (GO): digestion
Cellular component (GO): extracellular region; axon
Molecular function (GO): neuropeptide hormone activity
Source: RefSeq, a predicted model, not a curated record